AUGAAAGGCCCCUACCUUGAAGCUUAUAAUUGGUUGGCAAGUAUUCCACCCAUUCACUGGAGCAGGUCUCAUUUUACAGGUAGGGCACAAUCUGAUGUGGUGCUGAACAACAUGUGUGAAGUCUUGAAUGCAAGGACAGUCAAUGGUCGAGACAAGCCUAUAAUUUCUGCUUUGGAGUUUGUCAGAGAGUAUCUAAUGCAGAGGAUAGUGAAUGUCAUCAGGAAGAUUCGGCAGACAAAUGGUCCACUUACUCCUAGAGUUGCAAAGAUCUUUGAAAACACAAAGAAAUUAGCUGCAAAUUAUAAUGUUAGGUGGAGUGGUGGGACAAAGUAUCAAGUCAGUGGUAAGGUCACAGUGGAUGGUGCUGCAACACAUAAACAGUAUGUUGUGGAUGUUGUGGAUAGGGUUUGCACUUGUAGAGAAUGGGAAGUUUCAGGAAUCCCUUGUAGGCAUGUUGUGGCUGUCAAUUGGGACAUGGCAAUGAAUGGCCAAGAGGUUGGACCCCCAGAAUCAUGGGUUAAUGAAUGUUAUUAUCUUGAAACAUGGAAGAGGGUUUACAGUCAUACCAUUGGUCCCAUUAAUGGUAGAGAAUUAUGGCCAAAAUCACAGGUUCCAACCAACCUAACCCCACCUCUGCACCACACACCUAUCGGCAGACCUAAGAAGAAAAGAAGGAAGGAUGCUGUGGAGUUGCAGGAUGAAGUUGAAAGGGCUUCACAAGCAAGAAACAAGAGAAACAGGGCUGCUGAAGCUGAUAACGAGCAGGCUGUGGUUGGUGGCAAAUUCACAAGAAAAUGGAAGUCCGUGAAGUGCCAGAAGUGUGGUGAAAAGGGCCACAACCAAAGAACUUGUGGAAGGACCAAAACAGUUGCCGGGCCGAAGAAAGGGAAGAAAGGUAAGAAGAAGAAAGAUGGUAAUCAACCUACUGAGGCUGGUGAGGGAGCUCCAACUGUUUAAGGGUUAUGGUUCUUCGGGUUGUCGGGUUAUGGUUUUUGGGUUGUCUUAAGGGUUAUGGUUCUUUUGGGUUGUCUUAAAACAGUUAUGCAGU
This is a messenger RNA of Helianthus annuus (common sunflower), 1048 nucleotides long. RefSeq lists its product as uncharacterized. Gene Ontology annotation, molecular function: nucleic acid binding; zinc ion binding. The transcript has 2 exons. Bases 1 to 957 code for a protein of 318 amino acids. The record is from RefSeq and is a predicted model, not a curated record. Lineage: Eukaryota; Viridiplantae; Streptophyta; Magnoliopsida; Asterales; Asteraceae.